Molecule: messenger RNA, 609 nt
Organism: Gloeophyllum trabeum ATCC 11539
Lineage: Eukaryota; Fungi; Basidiomycota; Agaricomycetes; Gloeophyllales; Gloeophyllaceae
Exons: 1
Coding region: 16-366 (116 amino acids)
Source: RefSeq, a predicted model, not a curated record
CCGCCGCUUCGUUCUAUGACCAUGGGAGCGCAGCCUCCGCCACUCGGCUUCAGGCAGGACAUUUACGCCCCUGAACUAUCCGCGCCGUUCUACGCAGGCCGUCCUCCCCCACUGCCAGCUGGCGCUAUGCGCCCCAACCCGCCGAACGCACAGCAAUGGAAUAUCCAGGGAGGCCCCGCGGAUAUCCGGCGGUUCCGCUCGACGCCAAAUCAGGGCGGGAGCUACAGUGAUUCUGAGUCGGGGCAGGGGGUGCGUCGGGUCCCCAGGACGCCUGCAGCGGCGAGGAGACCCGGGAGCGUAGCUGCUGUCGAUCCUGCUGCAUGGGCGCGACUUGUCUUGGACGCGGCGAAUGGGAAUAGGAUUUAGUCAUAAUAGAGCAUGAUCUUUCACGACCUCGGACUUUGCUGGGAUAUAGGACCCAGUUGUACACAUGGACUCUUGUCGCAUGAUGCUGGGUAGUUGCUUGCGUUGAUCUGUCCCGAGAGGGAUUUAGCUUAGCAUGUAUAUUUGUAGUCUCUUUGUUGCGCUGCCCUGGCUUUGCAACAGAAGCGGUAGCUAUCGCAAUAUCGUGUGGUUGGCAAUGCAAAUGUAUAACAUGCUCAGAUUGUA